AUGUCAAAUGGCGAAGUUAGACAAAUCUCUGUCCAGGACAUAGACACGGUUCAAAUCCUUAUCGAAAAAUGCCUUCAGCUUUAUAUGAGUGAGGAGGAGGUUGUGAAUACGUUGUCACACCAGGCAAAGGUUGAACCUGGCUUCACAGCAAUUGUAGUGCACAACAACUCGGGUUAUCAGGUUCAACAGCCAGCUGGGCUACCUAUAAAUCCGGAAAACAUGCACCAAGCUGUUACAUUACCCAAUGUCUACACUAAUGGCGUGUCCGCCUUGCAACCUAACAUGCAAGUUCCAGUCAACAUAUCUGGUCAUGGUGGUCGGAUCGACGUGCCAGAAAACAUGCUUGUAACUUAA
Messenger RNA from Salvia hispanica, 354 nucleotides. The record is from RefSeq and is a predicted model, not a curated record. Lineage: Eukaryota; Viridiplantae; Streptophyta; Magnoliopsida; Lamiales; Lamiaceae.